GGAGGCAGCAGCGGCCGGAGGGCGACUUAGGGGCGCGCCCGCCGCGGUGGACCCAGACGCUUCCCUUCGGGUACCCACCUCCGACUCCCUCCGCCGCGCCGUCCCGCGGGAGCCGGCGGGACCCCAGGCCGGCAGGGAGCGCCGGCGGCGGCGGACGCGGCACCAUGAGGCGGUCGUGGGGCGCGCUGCUGCUUGGCGCCCUGCUCUGCGCACACGGCCUCGCCAGCAGCCCCGACUGUGCUUGUGGUCGGAGCCACUUCACAUGUGCCGUGAGUGCCCUCGGCGAGUGUACCUGCAUCCCCGCCCAGUGGCAGUGUGAUGGAGACAAUGACUGCGGGGACCACAGCGAUGAGGAUGGAUGUAUGCUGCCUACCUGCUCUCCUCUUGACUUUCACUGUGACAAUGGCAAGUGCAUCCGCCGCUCCUGGGUGUGCGACGGGGACAACGACUGUGAGGACGACUCGGACGAGCAGGACUGUCCCCCCCGGGAGUGCGAGGAGGACGAGUUCCCCUGCCAGAACGGCUACUGCAUCCGGAGCCUGUGGCACUGCGAUGGUGACAAUGACUGUGGCGACAACAGCGAUGAACAGUGCGACAUGCGCAAGUGCUCGGACAAGGAAUUCCGUUGCAGCGAUGGAAGCUGUAUUGCUGAGCACUGGUACUGUGAUGGUGACACCGACUGCAAAGAUGGCUCUGACGAGGAGAACUGUCCCUCGGCAGUGCCAGCGCCCCCCUGCAACCUGGAGGAGUUCCAGUGUGCCUACGGCCGCUGCAUCCUCGAUAUCUACCACUGCGACGGCGAUGAUGACUGCGGAGACUGGUCGGACGAGUCUGACUGCUCCUCCCACCAGCCCUGCCGCUCUGGGGAGUUCAUGUGUGACAGCGGCCUGUGUAUCAACGCAGGCUGGCGCUGCGAUGGCGAUGCAGACUGUGAUGACCAAUCUGAUGAGCGCAACUGCACCACCUCCGUCUGCACUGCGGAACAGUUCCGCUGUCGGUCAGGCCGCUGCGUCCGCCUGUCCUGGCGCUGUGAUGGGGAAGAUGACUGUGCAGACAACAGCGAUGAAGAGAACUGUGAGAACACAGGAAGCCCCCAGUGUGCCUCCGACCAGUUCCUCUGUUGGAACGGGCGCUGCAUCGGGCAGAGGAAGCUGUGCAACGGGGUCAAUGACUGUGGGGACAACAGUGAUGAAAGCCCACAGCAGAACUGCCGGCCCCGGACGGGUGAGGAGAACUGCAAUGUUAACAACGGUGGCUGCUCCCAGAAGUGCCAGAUGGUGCGGGGGGCAGUGCAGUGUACCUGUCACACGGGCUACCGGCUCACCGAGGAUGGGCGCAUGUGCCAGGAUGUGAAUGAAUGUGCCGAGGAGGGGUAUUGCAGCCAGGGCUGCACCAACAGCGAGGGGGCUUUCCAGUGCUGGUGCGAAGCUGGCUAUGAACUCCGGCCCGACCGGCGCAGCUGCAAGGCUCUGGGGCCGGAGCCUGUGCUACUGUUCGCCAAUCGAAUCGACAUCCGGCAGGUGCUGCCGCACCGCUCCGAGUACACACUGCUGCUCAACAACCUGGAGAAUGCCAUUGCGCUCGACUUCCACCACCGGCGCGAGCUCGUCUUCUGGUCCGACGUCACCCUGGACCGGAUCCUCCGCGCCAACCUCAAUGGCAGCAACGUGGAGGAGGUUGUGUCCACCGGGCUCGAGAGCCCAGGGGGCCUGGCUGUGGAUUGGGUCCACGAUAAACUCUACUGGACCGACUCGGGGACAUCAAGGAUUGAGGUGGCCAAUCUGGACGGAGCCCACCGGAAGGUGCUUCUGUGGCAGAACCUUGAGAAGCCCCGGGCCAUUGCCUUGCACCCCAUGGAGGGUACCAUCUACUGGACAGACUGGGGCAACACCCCCCGCAUCGAGGCCUCCAGCAUGGAUGGUUCUGGACGCCGCAUCAUCGCCGAUACCCAUCUCUUCUGGCCCAAUGGCCUCACCAUUGAUUAUGCCGGGCGCCGUAUGUACUGGGUAGAUGCCAAGCACCACGUCAUCGAGAGGGCCAAUCUGGACGGGAGUCACCGCAAGGCUGUCAUUAGCCAGGGCCUCCCACAUCCCUUUGCCAUCACGGUAUUUGAAGACAGCCUGUACUGGACCGACUGGCACACCAAGAGCAUCAACAGUGCUAACAAAUUUACUGGCAAGAACCAGGAGAUCAUUCGCAACAAACUCCACUUCCCCAUGGACAUCCACACCUUGCAUCCCCAGCGCCAGCCUGCAGGGAAAAACCGCUGUGGGGACAACAACGGAGGCUGCACCCACCUGUGUCUGCCCAGUGGACAAAACUACACCUGUGCCUGCCCCACUGGCUUCCGCAAGAUCAGCAGCCACGCCUGUGCCCAGAGUCUUGACAAGUUCCUGCUUUUUGCCCGAAGGAUGGACAUCCGUCGGAUCAGCUUUGACACAGAGGACCUGUCCGAUGAUGUCAUCCCACUGGCUGACGUGCGCAGUGCUGUGGCCCUGGACUGGGACUCCCGGGAUGACCACGUGUAUUGGACGGAUGUCAGCACUGACGCCAUCAGCAGGGCCAAGUGGGAUGGAACAGGACAGGAGGUGGUAGUGGAUACCAGUUUGGAGAGCCCGGCAGGCCUGGCCAUUGAUUGGGUCACCAACAAGCUGUACUGGACAGAUGCAGGGACAGAUCGGAUCGAAGUGGCCAACACCGAUGGCAGCAUGCGGACCGUACUCAUCUGGGAGAACCUGGAUCGGCCCCGGGACAUCGUGGUGGAACCCAUGGGCGGGUACAUGUAUUGGACGGACUGGGGUGCGAGCCCCAAGAUUGAACGAGCUGGCAUGGAUGCCUCGGGUCGCCAGGUCAUCAUCUCGUCUAACCUGACGUGGCCUAAUGGAUUAGCCAUUGACUACGGGUCCCAGCGGCUAUACUGGGCUGAUGCCGGCAUGAAGACCAUUGAGUUUUCUGGGCUGGAUGGCAGCAAGAGGAAGGUACUGAUUGGAAGCCAGCUGCCCCACCCGUUUGGGCUGACGCUCUAUGGAGACCGCAUCUAUUGGACCGACUGGCAGACCAAGAGUAUACAGAGUGCCGACCGGCUGACGGGGCUGGACCGGGAGACUCUGCAGGAGAACUUGGAAAACCUCAUGGACAUCCAUGUCUUCCACCGCCGUCGCCCGCCAGUGUCUACACCAUGUGCUACAGAGAAUGGCGGCUGCAGCCACCUAUGUCUUCGGUCCCCAAGUCCAAGUGGCUUCAGCUGUACCUGCCCCACGGGCAUCAACCUGAUGCCUGAUGGCAAGACCUGUUCACCAGGCAUGAACAGUUUCCUCAUCUUCGCCAGGAGGAUAGACAUACGCAUGGUCUCCCUGGACAUCCCGUACUUCGCUGACGUGGUGGUACCCAUCAACAUUACCAUGAAGAACACCAUUGCCAUUGGAGUGGAUCCCCAGGAAGGAAAAGUAUACUGGUCAGACAGCACGCUGCACAGGAUCAGCCGUGCCAAUCUGGACGGUUCACAGCAUGAGGACAUCAUCACCACAGGCCUGCAGACCACAGAUGGGCUCGCAGUGGAUGCCAUUGGCCGGAAGGUGUACUGGACAGAUACGGGAACCAACCGCAUUGAAGUGGGCAACCUGGAUGGAUCCAUGCGGAAGGUGCUGGUGUGGCAGAACCUCGACAGCCCCCGUGCCAUUGUUCUGUACCACGAGAAGGGGUUCAUGUACUGGACAGACUGGGGGGAGCACGCCAAGUUAGAGCGGUCCGGAAUGGAUGGCUCAGACCGUACCGUGCUCAUCAACCACAACCUUGGUUGGCCCAAUGGACUGACGGUCGACAAGGCCAGCUCCCAGCUGCUCUGGGCUGAUGCCCACACUGAGCGAAUUGAGGCUGCUGAUCUGAAUGGUGCCAGUCGGCACACACUGGUGUCACCCGUGCAGCACCCGUACGGCCUCACCCUGCUCGACUCCUACAUCUACUGGACUGACUGGCAGACCCGCAGCAUCCACCGUGCCGACAAGGGUACCGGCGGCAAUGUCAUCCUGGUGAGGUCUAACCUGCCAGGGCUCAUGGACAUCCAGGCUGUGGACCGGGCACAGCCCCUGGGUUUUAACAAGUGCGGCUCAAGAAACGGUGGCUGCUCUCACCUCUGCCUGCCACGGCCCUCUGGCUUUUCCUGCGCCUGCCCCACUGGCAUCCAGCUGAAGGGAGACGGCAAGACCUGUGAUCCGUCUCCUGAGACCUACCUGCUCUUCUCCAGCCGCGGCUCCAUCCGGCGCAUCUCACUGGACACCAGUGACCACACAGAUGUGCACGUGCCUGUUCCUGAGCUCAACAAUGUCAUCUCCCUGGACUACGACAGUGUGGAUGGAAAGGUCUAUUACACAGAUGUGUUCCUGGAUGUUAUCAGGCGAGCAGAUCUGAAUGGCAGCAACAUGGAGACAGUGAUCGGGCGUGGGCUGAAGACCACAGACGGGCUGGCAGUGGACUGGGUGGCCAGGAAUCUGUAUUGGACAGAUACGGGCCGAAAUACCAUUGAAGCAUCAAGGCUGGAUGGUUCCUGCCGCAAAGUGCUGGUCAACAACAGCCUGGAUGAGCCUCGGGCCAUUGCCGUUUUCCCCAGGAAGGGGUACCUCUUCUGGACAGACUGGGGCCACAUUGCCAAGAUUGAGCGGGCGAACUUGGAUGGCUCUGAGCGGAAGGUCCUUAUCAACACAGACCUGGGUUGGCCCAAUGGGCUUACCCUGGACUAUGAUACCCGCAGGAUCUACUGGGUGGAUGCGCAUCUGGACCGGAUUGAGAGCGCCGACCUCAGUGGGAAGCUCCGGCAGGUCUUGGUCAGCCAUGUAUCGCACCCCUUUGCUCUCACUCAGCAGGACAGGUGGAUCUACUGGACAGACUGGCAGACCAAGUCAAUCCAGCGAGUUGACAAGUACUCAGGCCGGAACAAGGAGACAGUGUUGGCGAAUGUGGAAGGACUCAUGGAUAUCAUUGUGGUUUCCCCCCAGCGGCAGACAGGGACCAAUGCCUGUGGUGUGAACAACGGGGGCUGUACCCACCUCUGCUUCGCCAGAACCUCAGACUUUGUGUGUGCCUGUCCUGAUGAGCCCGACGGCCGGCCCUGCUCCCUUGUACCUGGUCUGGUGCCCCCAGCUCCCAGGGCCACCAGCACGAGUGAAAGGAGCCCGGUGCUACCCAACACGCUGCCGACCACCUUGCGUUCCUCUACCACCCGGACCCGCACGUCUCUGGAGGACAUGGAAGGGAGAUGCUCUGAAAAGGAUGCCCAGCUAGGCCUCUGUGCACAAUCCAAUGAGGCCAUACCUGCUGCUCCAGGAGAAGGACUUCAUGUCAGCUAUGUCAUUGGUGGACUCCUCAGUAUCCUGCUGAUUCUUGUGGUGAUUGCAGCUUUCAUGUUAUACAGACACAAAAAAUCCAAGUUAACUGAUCCUGGAAUGGGGAACCUGACCUACAGCAACCCUUCCUACCGAACUUCCACUCAGGAAGUGAAAAUUGAAGCAGUCCCCAAACCAGCCAUGUACAAUCAACUGUGCUAUAAGAAAGAGGGUGGCCCUGACCAUAACUACACCAAGGAGAAGGUCAAGAUUGUAGAGGGGAUCUGCCUCCUGUCCGGGGAAGACGCUGAGUGGGAUGACCUCAAGCAACUGCGCAGCUCCCGGGGGGGCCUUCUUCGGGAUCAUGUAUGCAUGAAGACAGACACCGUGUCCAUCCAGGCCAGCUCUGGCUCCCUGGAUGACACGGAGACGGAGCAGCUGUUGCAGGAAGAGCAGUCGGAGUGUGGCAGUGUCCACACCGCAGCCACUCCCGAAAGACGGGGCUCCCUGCCAGACACUGGCUGGAGACAUGAAUGCAAGCUCUCCUCAGAGAGCCAGGUCUAAACGCCCAUGUGCCCUUCCCUCCCUGCCUCUUCCUCCUCCUCCGUGGACUUCCGGUCCUCGUGCUUGCUUAUACAACAGGCCCCUUUCCUAUGUGCUCGUCCCGCUCCUCUUCCUCCCGCCUCGUAACUGCUCCCGAGCCCGAGCCCGAGCCCGAGCCCGAGCCCGAGCCCUCCGCGGGAGCUGUUCCCCCCUGAGUUCGUAACUACCUGUGCACAGGAAAUCAUGGCGCAUCCCGAGAAUCGCAACCCGGAUUUUACCACCAACCUCACCUCUCGCACUCCGUCCUGAGCCUCCUCGAAACCAGGUUCAGCAGUGAUUCCUUGGCUGUACAGUGUUCCACCUCCCCGUCUCCUGGGACUCUCAGUGCCUGCCCCACGGGAACAGAUGAUCCAAGACUGCACGCCCCCCAUCAGAGCUGGCGUGGCCGCUUCUCUGAGAGAACUUGACCAGGGGCUGGGGUGGGGGCGGGGGCGGGGGUGGGGGUUAUGGGUAAAGAGAGAGAUGAAGGAUAGAGGCUGAGAGAAGGAGGAGGCGUCAGCCCAGCUGGUAUGGGCACCUGGGAAACCUCUAGCCUCGAGUGUGUUGGUAACAUGGAAAAGCUGUUGGGGUGAUUGGGCCUGGGUGUCCUGUCCAUUGCUGGCAAUGGCUGUUAUUCUUGCCCUAAGAGUUGUUUUCUUCAGCUGCAGAUAUUGGUGAGAUCGGGGUGUGGCUCAAGCUAUUCUUCCUCCUGCUAGAAUGUCUGGAGCCUUUCCUACCUUCAGAGGACUGGGGGUCCCUACCACACAGCAGCUGGCCAAUAUGAAUUUCUUCCUGGUGCCAGCACUGGCCAGUACCUUUCCUAAGUCAUUGCCUCGAAGUAACUGGGUUGUGAGCCAGUGGCUUGAGGGAGUGUGGGGCCCCCAGGGCUGGGUCUCUGCAAUGUCUGAGAAGCACUGCUUAGACCAAACAGCGCACUUCCCCUGGACUUUAAUGUUCUGCCACGCUCUCCCUCCUCAUUCUCUGGGAUUCUGAGCACCAAGAUGGAGAAAUAACCUUGCAAAGAAGGGCCGGAAGUUUUCAUAAAUGGUCAGAAGAGUGAUUGGGUUGAGACUUGGGGCACCCCAGGCCUAAAGGGAAGUGGCCAUGAGGCUAACCCUCCUGUGUUCUCUCAGGUGCUCAGGGAUCUAAGUUAGUGGACAGAGAGCCUGUGGCCACAGGUGGUGAAGUUCCUAUUCCAGCACCUCCCAGCCAUGUGACUCCCUCUCCAUGCUGAGUUGCCAUCACCUGCUUCAUGCUUAUUCACACAAAAGGCAUGUGUGUCACACUAGUAUUGAGGGAGUUGAGACUUUUCUGUCCUAAAAUUUCUACCUAGCUUUUUUUUGGGGGGGAGGGUGCCUGAUUUGAUUUUUCUGACCUAGCCUUGUGGGCACCUAGGGUGAAGAGGCCUAAAUAAAGAUGCAAAGUGAGGGACAAGGAAUAGAAAGGUAGAGAGAAUCACUGAGGAAGCCCUUUUAGCCCACAGCCAAUCCAGAUCUCUCUCACUUAGACAUCAGAAGCGACAGCGAGGGCUGGGAAUGGAGGGGAGGGCUUCAAGGGGAUAUUUCCUGAUUUGAAACCUCUCCUGGGGUUCUUGGUUUUGAGAAAUCAGCUGCCAAACAUGUGAGUGAAAAGGGAAGAUCAGAGCAAACUUUUUCUGGUCAGUUCUAAGGUCACUAGAGACAGGUGCCAGGCUUGUAGCUCCACUCUCAGUAGCCAGCCCCAGGUCUGGACCCUCACAGGACAGCCAGGCCAGACCAAGAUGGAUUUUCCAGGAUACAGAGAGGGGAAAGAAAGGUCCUCCUCCUGGGAGGAAAGAGGGACAUCUCACACUUGAUGGGGCAAUAAAAGAAGGAGCACUUUGGGUCCUCAGACUCGUGGUUGGGGAUGGGGAGGGAGUAGCAAAGUGGCAUUUUCUUGAAUGGAAAGGGGAAAGGUCUUAUUGCACUUGGGCUGUUCAGAAUGUAGAAAGGACAUAUUUGAAGAAAUAUCUAUUUGAGCACUGAUUUACUAUGUAAAAAGCAAAAUCUCUCUGUCCUAAACUAAUGGAAGUGAUUCUCCCAUGCUCAUGUGUAAUGGUUUUAACGUUACUCACUGGAGAGAUUGGACUUUCUGGAGUUAUUUAACCACUAUGUUCAGUAUUUUAGGACUUUAUGAUAAUUUAAUAUAAAUUUAGCUUUUCUUAAUCA
This is a messenger RNA of Sus scrofa (pig), 8086 nucleotides long. It is a transcript of the gene LRP4, whose product is annotated as LDL receptor related protein 4. Lineage: Eukaryota; Metazoa; Chordata; Mammalia; Artiodactyla; Suidae. Gene Ontology annotation, biological process: receptor-mediated endocytosis. Gene Ontology annotation, molecular function: hormone binding; calcium ion binding; protein binding. The record is from RefSeq and is a predicted model, not a curated record. Gene Ontology annotation, cellular component: signaling receptor complex; plasma membrane; apical plasma membrane.